AUGGCGUGGUACGACCAGGACAGCUGGCUCACGGCCGCUUUCUCCCCGAACCCUCUCACCAUACUCAUCACCUUCAUUGUCGCGAUUGGCCUGCCGAUAAUAAUACACACCAUUCUGUACAAAAAGGCAGCUGCGGCUGCGCAACAGCCUACCUUGUUGCUCGUUGGACCAAGUGGCAGUGGAAAGACGGCCUUUACGACAUUGGCCGAGCGCAAUGCUACGACGCAGACGCACACCUCCACUACCCCUCUCACCGUCUCCGCUAUCCUCCCGAGCCCACACGUCCCCGCAUCUUCACACUACCGCUCACCAGGCGACCCAGCCUUCGAGCGCUCCCGCAACUUCCUUCUCCUUGACACACCCGGCCACGGCAAGCUCAGACACUAUGCCACCGCCCAGCUAGCCGACCCUAAGAGCAUCCGUGCUAUAAUCUUCGUUGUCGACGCUGCCCAGCUGGGCGAUGAAGCCGGGUUGAACGAGGCAGGAGAGUACCUUCAUGACGUCCUUCUAUCGCUGCAAAAACGCUACACCAACGCUGCAACAAGCAAAGGACCAAAAGAAAUUCCUGUCCUGGUUGCAGCAAAUAAGAUGGACCUGUUCACUGCGCUGCCCCCGAACCUUGUCAAGACUUCGCUUGAGAAAACCAUCACGGAAGUCAGGGCUAACAGGGCGAAGGCGCUCCGUGAUGCAGGUGCGGCGCUGAGUGGAGGUGAGGACGAGGUUGACGAAGAGAAAGAAUGGCUUGGCGAGGGUGGCGAAGGCGCGUUCACGUUUGAGCAGAUGAGGGAGAGUGGAACGAGUGUAGAUGUGAUUGGGGGUAAUGUUAUCGCAGGCAAGGAGGGCGGUGAUGUAGAGAAGUGGUGGCAGUGGAUUGCGGAACAACUUUGA
This is a messenger RNA of Alternaria postmessia, 888 nucleotides long. RefSeq lists its product as uncharacterized. Lineage: Eukaryota; Fungi; Ascomycota; Dothideomycetes; Pleosporales; Pleosporaceae. The record is from RefSeq and is a predicted model, not a curated record. The coding region runs from base 1 to 888 and encodes 295 amino acids. The transcript has 2 exons.